Molecule: messenger RNA, 4865 nt
Organism: Arvicanthis niloticus (Nile rat)
Lineage: Eukaryota; Metazoa; Chordata; Mammalia; Rodentia; Muridae
Source: RefSeq, a predicted model, not a curated record
GGCUGGUUUCCUGCUGGUGGCUCCGCCCCUCCGCUCCAUUCUUCCCAGAUUUAGGAGCUCACCAGCCGGUUGCCGGGUACCCCGGGAGGACGGGGCUCGAUGGUACCGAUGGAAUCGCAGCUGCAGAGCAUUUUCGAGGAGGUGGUGAAAACAGAAAUUAUAGAAGAGGCUUUCCCAGGAAUGUUUAUGGAUACCCCCGAGGAUGAAAAAACAAAACUGAUUAGCUGUUUGGCGGCCUUCCGGCAGUUUUGGAAUGGGCUUUCUCAGGAGUCUCAUGAACAGUGUAUCCAGUGGAUUGUUAAAUUUAUUCAUGGCCAACACAGCCCCAAAAGAAUUUCCUUCCUCUAUGACUGCUUAGCAACGGCAGUCGAGACUGGUCUCCUUCCACCCAGGAUGGUUUGUGAAUCUUUGAUAAACUCUGACUCUCUUGAAUGGGAAAGAACACAGCUUUGGGCCUUAACGUUUAAACUGGUUCGGAAAAUCAUCGGAGGAGUGGAUUACAAGGGUGUUCGAGACCUUCUAAAAGUGAUUUUGGAGAAAAUCUUGACAAUUCCGAAUACAGUAAGCUCGGCUGUUGUCCAGCAGCUUCUGGCAGCAAGAGAGGUUAUAGCUUAUAUCUUGGAACGAAAUGCCUGCCUAUUGCCAGCCUACUUUGCAGUCACAGAGAUCAGAAAACUAUAUCCUGAGGGAAAACUUCCACACUGGUUACUAGGAAACUUAGUAUCAGACUUCGUGGAUACCUUCAGGCCCACAGCAAGGAUAAACUCCAUUUGUGGCCGUUGCAGUCUUCUACCAGUUGUGAACAACUCGGGCGCCAUCUGUAACUCAUGGAAACUGGACCCUGCAACUCUCCGAUUUCCCUUGAAAGGCCUUUUGCCAUAUGAUAAGGAUCUGUUUGAACCCCAGACUGCUUUGUUGAGAUAUGUAUUGGAGCAGCCUUAUUCCAGGGAUAUGGUCUGCAAUAUGCUAGGUUUAAAUAAGCAGACCUUGAACAUUGCUCAGCACAAGCAACGCUGCCCUGUGCUGGAGGACCAGUUGGUGGACCUGGUGGUGUACGCCAUGGAGAGGUCUGAGAGCGAGGAGAAGUUUGACGAUGGGGGAACCAGCCAGCUCCUGUGGCAGCACCUCUCCAGCCAGCUCAUUUUCUUUGUGCUUUUCCAGUUUGCCAGUUUCCCACAUAUGGUCCUCUCUCUCCACCAGAAGUUAGCAGGGCGAGGACUGAUUAAAGGGCGAGACCAUCUGAUGUGGGUUCUACUGCAGUUCAUUUCUGGAAGUAUCCAGAAAAAUGCACUUGCUGACUUCCUCCCCGUCAUGAAGCUCUUUGACCUGCUGUACCCAGAGAAGGAAUGUAUCCCAGUUCCUGAUAUUAACAAACCACAGUCAACACAUGCCUUUGCAAUGACUUGUAUUUGGAUUCAUCUUAAUAGAAAAGCUCAAAAUGACGACUCCGAGCUCCAGAUCCCAAUACCCCACUCCCUGAAGCUGCACCAUGAGUUCCUACAGCAGAGUCUGAGAAAUAAAAGUUUGCAGAUGAAUGACUAUAAGAUCGCCCUGCUGUGUAAUGCGUAUUCCACAAAUUCAGAGUGUUUUACGUUACCUAUGGGCGCUCUGGUCGAAACUAUUUAUGGAAAUGGGAUUAUGAGAGUGCCUCUCCCUGGGACAAGCUGUUUGGCCUCGGCAUCAGUAACUCCCUUACCAAUGAACCUCCUGGAUUCACUGACAGUGCAUGCCAAGAUGAGCCUUAUUCACAGCAUUGCAACCAGAGUGAUAAAACUGGCUCAUACCAAAUCCAAUGUCGCACUGGCCCCAGCCCUGGUGGAAACUUACAGCCGUCUACUGGUCUACAUGGAAAUAGAGUCUUUGGGCAUCAAAGGAUUUAUCAGUCAGCUCCUGCCCACUGUCUUCAAGUCCCAUGCCUGGGGCAUCCUGCACACGUUGCUGGAGAUGUUCAGCCACCGAAUGCACCACAUUCAGCCGCAUUACCGAGUUCAGCUUCUGAGCCAUCUUCACACACUGGCUGCAGUCGCACAGACCAACCAGAACCAGCUUCACCUGUGCGUGGAGAGCACAGCACUGAGGCUCAUCACUGCCUUGGGGAGCUCAGAGGUCCAGCCACAGUUCACACGCUUCCUCAAUGAUCCCAAGACAGUGUUGUCGGCAGAAUCUGAAGAACUGAACCGAGCCUUGAUCCUCACGUUGGCCAGAGCCACCCAUGUCACAGAUUUUUUUACAGGAUCCGAUUCAAUACAGGGAACUUGGUGUAAAGACAUCCUUCAGACCAUCAUGAACUUUACUCCUCAUAACUGGGCUUCACACACCCUCAGCUGUUUUCCAGCCCCUCUGCAGGCGUUCUUCAAGCAAAAUAAUGUGCCCCAGGAAAGUCGCUUUAACCUGAAGAAGAACGUGGAGGAGGAGUACAGGAAGUGGAAGUCAAUGACUGACGAAAAUGAGAUCAUCACGCAGUUCUCCGUGCAGGGUUUCCCUCCGCUCUUCCUCUGCCUCCUCUGGAAAAUGCUCCUGGAAACGGAUCGCAUUAGUCAGAUUGGGUACAAGGUACUAGAGAGAAUUGGGGCCAGGGCCUUGGUGGCCCACGUGAGAACAUUUGCAGACUUCUUGGUGUACGAGUUCUCCACAUCAGCAGGAGGGCAGCAGCUCAACAAAUGCAUUGAGAUUCUCAAUGACAUGGUGUGGAAGUAUAACAUUGUCACGCUGGACAGACUAAUUCUCUGCCUGGCUAUGCGUAGUCAUGAAGGGAAUGAAGCCCAGGUUUGUUAUUUCAUAAUUCAGUUGCUGUUGCUCAAACCAAAUGACUUCAGAAACCGAGUGAGUGACUUUGUGAAGGAGAAUUCCCCAGAGCACUGGCUGCAGAGUGACUGGCACACCAAGCACAUGAGCUACCACAAGAAAUAUCCCGAGAAGCUGUAUUUCGAAGGCCUGGCAGAACAGGUUGACCCUCCUGUACCAAUCCAAUCCGCCUAUCUUCCCAUUUACUUUGGGAAUGUAUGUCUCCGGUUUCUUCCAGUAUUUGAUAUAGUAAUCCACAGGUUUUUAGAGUUGCUUCCAGUGUCCAAAUCACUAGAGACUCUCCUGGAUCACCUAGGGGGCUUAUAUAAAUUCCAUGACCGACCAGUGACUUAUCUAUAUAAUACUCUGCACUAUUAUGAAAUGUGCCUGAGAAACCGUGACCAUCUCAAACGAAAACUUGUCCACGCAAUAAUUGGCUCCCUCAAAGAAAACCGGCCACAGGGCUGGUGUCUCAGCGAUACCUAUCUGAAGCAUGCUAUGAAUGCACGGGAGGACAACCCCUGGGUUCCUGAGGACUCCUACUACUGCAAGCUGAUUGGCCGACUGGUAGACACCAUGGCUGGCAAGUCUCCAGGACCCUUCCCCAACUGUGACUGGAGAUUCAAUGAGUUCCCCAACCCUGCAGCUCAUGCUCUGCAUGUGACGUGCGUGGAACUGAUGGCCUUGCCAGUUCCAGGCAGAGAUGUCGGGAAUGCCCUUCUCAAUGUCGUCCUGAAAAGCCAGCCCUUAGUGCCAAGGGAGAACAUUACAGCGUGGAUGAAUGCAAUUGGCCUGAUCAUCACAGCCCUCCCCGAGCCAUACUGGAUUGUGCUUCAUGAUCGGAUUGUGAGUGUAAUCAGCAGUUCCAGCCUGACGACAGAGACAGAGUGGGUCGGUUACCCGUUCCGCCUCUUCGACUUCACUGCUUGUCACCAGUCCUACUCCGAGAUGAGCUGCAGCUAUACGUUAGCCCUGGCUCAUGCCGUGUGGCACCACUCCAGCAUCGGGCAGCUCUCGCUCAUCCCCAAGUUUCUCACUGAAGUGCUUCUUCCCGUAGUGAAGACGGAAUUCCAGUUGCUUUAUGUGUACCAUCUUGUAGGGCCGUUUUUACAGAGAUUCCAACAGGAGAGAACCCGAUGCAUGAUUGAGAUUGGAGUGGCAUUUUAUAACAUGUUGUUGAAUGUGGACCAGUGCAGCACACACUUAAAUUACAUGGACCCCAUCUGCGACUUCUUGUAUCAUAUGAAGUAUAUGUUUACUGGAGACAGUGUGAAAGAGCAAGUAGAGAAGAUUAUCUGUAAUUUAAAGCCAGCUUUAAAGCUUCGUCUUCGGUUCAUCACACACAUUAGCAAGAUGGAGCCAGCGGUGCCACCCCAGGCCCUCAACAACGGGUCUCCAGCACCUCAGUCUAACCAGGUGCCAACAUCUCUGCCAGUGACUCAGUGAAACCCAAGGUGUGCAGAGGAGUGGACUCAUAUCUAAAUCUGAACACAGUGCUGGUGAAACCAGAGCAGCUGCCAUGUUCAGAUUGGUUUAUUCUGAUUCAAAUACUGAAUCCCUUCUCUCUGUCUGUGUUUUGUCUCUAAGAGAUUAAGUAAGCUACAAGUUGUUCAUAUUCAUGUCAGUUUACUCAAGUCCCGAGGAACGUGGCGGUUCUGUAAUUAAGUGGCUUUUACCAGGCACUCUUGAGAUUUCCUUUUUCGCCAUUUUUAAAUUAUCAUGACAUCUUCACGUCUCGUAUACAUUGUCUUAAAGACACAUCACAUGUGAAAUGGUCAUUACAAACCCUUUUAUAAAUAAAUGUCCUUCCAAAUAGAGCCUUUUUAUUCAUUAAAGGGCCUUAUACGUCACUCGAGAGUACAGGAACAAAUGAAGUUUCAGACUCUUUUUUGUUAACUGCCUAUAAAAUUUUUAUUGUAAAUUUUAAAUUUCCAAAUAGUUCCAAAUAAAUGAUGUAAAGUUUCUACCAAAGUAGAUUAUGAGAGUUUUGCCUUUGCUCUGAGCUUUCUGUAUAAAAUGAGCUAUAACCAUCUGAAAUUUAUAAAUUUAAUAAAGCCAUGCUCAGACGUUUGAUUCGCCAA